AUGGUGAAUAAGGUCUGUGCUGAGGUUGCCAGCGAUGAAGCUUUCGUGUCUGGCGACAUUGUACCUGUGAAGGUCGUACUAGAAAUAGAAGACCCUAUAGUCAUCCAAAAGCUUGCCUUGACUCUUCUGGGAUAUACAAUUACCAGGUCGUUUGAACAACCCAAGCAAAGUGAAUGUCUGUCAAGCUCGUUAGCACAUGCCAAUGACUACUGUCAAAGGUUUCUACUUAGAGUGUUUGAGCUUUCCCUCGAUUCAGAGAUCCAGUUGUCUCCGGGCAGAUAUGAGAUAGAAAGCCGUGUAGAGGUUCCAGAUAAGAAUUCUAUUUGUGAGAGUAUCAUUAACAUGGGUAAGAGCUCUGAGAAUGACGAAGAAGAGGAACAGCCUCAUGAACCUAGUUUCUUGCUACCACCUUCGUUUAUCCACGAGACAGAAGAAGGAGACUUUAUUGCCAUUUCAUACUUGAUCCUUCCCCUUGUCAAUGAAGAUGCAGCUGCCGAUCCAAUGUCAUCAAGUCUUGAUCCAAAAAUUACAUACUCCCUGUGCCAGGUGAAGAUAACUCCAUCCAAGACAACCAUCCCACCAGAAUACUUGACUGAAUUCAGUGAUUUCUGUCUGAUAGAAACAGAAAAACCACAAGAGCUUGUUUGGAAGGCCAAAGUUGAUGCUUUUGGCUUGGAUAGUUCAGAUAUUUCUCUAGGACUGAGGUUGACUGCUUGUGCCUUCUUCAGGUGCUACCCCAUGAAAUCACAAGGUGAUGUCCGUCUAACAAGGUAUCUUGCGCCUGGAGAUAUGCUAAACCGAAGCGUCAGCUUUUCACUUGGCUUAUCAUUUCCCAGAAGGACAGUGGGUCUCCCCGAUAAGAUAAAAGUACACUGCCACACACUCAAGUCAAGGCUUGUGGAACAAAUUGAGUACCCUAAAGUUACACACAAAGAAACAGACAGCCGUCAUUCAGAAGACAGUCAAGGCAACGCUGCCAAGGAUAUCAUUCUCAGUACAACUGUUGUAAAGACACACGAGAUGAUGAACCAGCAAAUUAACAAGGCGGCCACUUUUGAAAUUUACCAUAUUUCCCAAGAAGACGAAAACGACGGUAAGCAAUGUCAUUACAUUUUCCAAUGCCCAGCCAAGUGGUUUGAGGUUAUGGUGCCCCAGACGUUCAGCACUUUUGCUACGACUGUUCUCUCUCACCAUUACACUUUGGUAACAGACUUUACGUUUCUGACGGUUGAUGAUCCAAAGAGUUUGGUGACAGUAAGUGUUGCUGCUGACGUUUUCGUUAACGAUGAUUUUUCAAAAAAUGAUAAAAGUUGA
Candidozyma haemuli is the source of this 1314-nucleotide messenger RNA. RefSeq lists its product as uncharacterized. The transcript has a single exon. The record is from RefSeq and is a predicted model, not a curated record. NCBI's taxonomy places the organism in Eukaryota, Fungi, Ascomycota, Pichiomycetes, Serinales, Metschnikowiaceae. The coding region runs from base 1 to 1314 and encodes 437 amino acids.